GCCUGGGUAACUACCCAAAGUUCAUGACCAGGUAAGGGUUGGAACGCAGCUGGACCGUGAAAGGAGAGCUUUGCCUUUCGCUUCAUCACUAGGGACCUCAUCCCCAACCUGGAGAUGGCACUCACCCUUUUCUGGGCCGGAUGUGUGUGAGUGUGCAUGGUGUGUUGCAUAAAGACAAGAAGUAGUUGCAAACCAAGCAAUCGCAAUUUUUGAAAUUGGUUUUGUUAAUUGUAAUUCUUGAGCAACAAAACACAUCUGGUGGCCAGAUGUGGAAGAUGAACGUUGGGAUUUGUGAUGGCGGCUUCGGGCCAGGUCUUUAAAUGAUGCGGGUGUACCUAAUGUUGUGGCCAAGCUGGAACGUAUCUUCAUUUCCUGUUCACCUGCAAAGCUAUGUGACGGCUUGGGGCAAAUAGCGUUAGCUGACUCGCCAGCACAGUCCGGCUACGGUGAAUAUUAAACAACUAUAAAGGCUACGGGUCGCUAUUUGUAUGCAUAAAAGUGGAUUUUUACCAUCAAAGACAAGACGCUUUCUUGGCUACCCGAACUUGCUAGCUACCGGAGGCUAACGCGUCUUGACAACAACCGACCGGAUGUAGCAACUUACUCUGCGAACCGUCGUCAAAGCGGUCAAAUUCCCAGUCAGGUGCGAUGGUUUCCGCAGCCAUUUCUCGGGUAAAUAGAUGACCUGAUAUUGUUUUAAAACGUAGAGCUGCAGGAACCCAUGAUGGGUCUUGUGAUUUCGAAACGAGGCGCAAGUGCUCCUGGGAAAUGGAGUCCGGAAAUCGAAGAGGCGGGCAAGAUGAUGAACACGAUAGGACCAAUUCGUAAAAAAGUAGCAUGCAACGGUAAAAGUAAUAUAUAAUUACAUACAAAAUACAUACAAAAAAUACCUAAAUGAAACAAAAAUGUUUCGGUUGUCAAAUGAACCGUUGAGAGUUCUCGACUAAUUUGGCCGAAUUUCCAGUUUCUAGUCCGGAUUCUUAGCAGCAGCAUUCUGACCAAAAAAUGCUCUGAAAGUGGGGCUUUGUGGGUCCGUGGAGAGACCCGGUGGGGGUUCUAAGUGGUAUUUUAUGGAUUAGGGAACAACACUAUAGUGUCACUGUUCCACUCAAGUGCCACAAUCUGGCACUGAAUUAGUACUGGCUGUCACGGAGGUGCUAAUUCCUACCUUUAGAGGUGCUCGGAAAUCUGAAACUCUGCUUAGUCUUGAAGAACAUUCAAAUGAAUUAAUUUGAGCCUGGAUACAGUAAAAGGAGGGGGAGCCGACUUUGGUAAAAAAAGUUUAAAAAACAAAACAAAAACAGCAGAAAUGUAAUUUUACAGUAAUAAAGUAAAAAAAGUUGUAAUCUAACAAAAAAAGUUGCAAUAACAUCCUAAUAUUGGUAUAAAAAUGUAAUGUUGUAGAGUUUGUGGCUAGUCCAGCUGCAUAGUGGCCCACGUUCACUCAACAGUCCGGUGGAAAAUUCCCUUGACAGAUGAAAUGCACAAUAUUAUCAUAAUAAUAUCACGAGACAAAAAUGAUCUAGUUUAUUUUGAAAGAAAACAAAAAUGGGAACAUUUUUCAGCUGUAUCACAAAGCUCUUGGAGACAGUUGUUUCCUCAACUGUCUCCAACUGAGACGAGUUGCUCUACAAAGUCUCACAGUGGCCCACUUGUCACCUUUCUUUUUCACUCUGUGGCCCCGGCUGGAGGCGGUGUGGACCCCCGGCUGCUGUAGCUGCUGCGAGUGUGGGUGGGGCGUCGUCACACUGAAGUCAGUGUGGAGUCUCAGCACAUCAUCGGGACAAUGAGGCCACGGGAAGGGGUCGGAGUCGGCAGUGCAGCCUGACAACUGACCGUUUGGUUCCUGUGCUUUUUCAGAUAAGGAUUCCCAAGCUUGGACCAUGAUAUUAGCCGAAUCCAAGGGUGCGCACACCAGGCCUUCAGAGGAGACCGGGCCCAUCCAGAAGCACCACUUCCCAAAGCACCUUAUCCCUAGAUGGAACACGUCACCCCCCAACACAAGUGUCAAUAAUGAACCGUGGGACCACACUGAGACGGACCCCCUGCUCCCUGUCGAGCGCUUCGGUGGGUCCGGACUCCACGGAUGUGAGGAGGCCAAGAUGUCCCAGGGUGCAGGGGUACCCCCAGAGUCGGUCUACUCCAUGCUGCUGCAGAUACUGGUGCCGUUCCUUCUGGCUGGGCUGGGAACAGUCUCCGCCGGAUUGCUGCUGGACGUGGUUCAGAGCUGGGACGCGUUCCAGGAAACCCCCGAGCUCCUCAUCCUGCUUCCUGCUGUGUUGGGCAUGAAGGGCAACCUGGAGAUGACUCUGGCCUCCAGACUGUCGACUGCUGUAAACGCAGGAAGAAUGGAUUUUCCUGGAGACAAAUGGAUGCUGAUCAUUGGAAGCCUGGCACUCAAGCAGAACAAAGUCCCAGUUCUUGGCCAAUCUAUAGAUGCGCUGCCCGUAUCCUGGGGACUCGCAAGGAGAAAAAGCCCCAAAAGGUUUUGGGUGAGGUUCUUGGGUGGGUCUCGUGACACCCCCAUAAAUGCUGUUUGUAUCGAAGCCUUCACUGCAUGUCUUCUCCAACAGCUCCAAGCUACCGUUCUUGGCCUCUUAGCCUCCCUCAUGGCGACCCUGUUGGGCUGGACGGCCGAGGGACGGAUGCCCUUGAAUCACGUCAUCCUCGUGUGUUCGACCAGCGUCUCCACCGCAUUUGUGGCUUCACUGCUGCAAGGCGUCAUAAUGGUGGGGGUGAUUCUUGGUUCCAAGCGGAUGGGCAUCAACCCCGACAACGUGGCCACGCCCAUGGCAGCCAGCUUUGGAGACCUCAUCACUCUUGCCUUACUGGCCUGCUUCAGUCGCUGGUUCUUCUCGCUCAUGGAACUGUACUCCUACGUGUUGUACCUGGUUGAUGUGUUCCUGGUGUGUUUGAUCCCUCUGUGGACCGUGGUCUCAUCCAAACACCCGGCUAGUCGCGUCCUGCUGCGGACUGGUUGGGAGCCCAUCAUAACAGCCAUGUUCAUCAGCAGUAUUGGUGGACUCAUCCUGGAGAAGACGAUGUCAGACCCCAACAUGGCAGGAAUCAUUCUUUACGCCCCCGUCAUCAAUGGCAUCGGAGGAAACCUGGUCUCCAUACAAUCCAGCCGCAUUUCCACACACUUGCAUUUGAGUUUCCCACCCGGGGAGGUUCCUGAAGAUCGUACCAGGUGCUACAACCCUUGCGGGACCUUCUUUGGUUCAGGACCAAAUCACAGAUCUGCUAAGGUUCUUCUCCUUUUGGUAAUACCUGGUCAGUUGCUCUUCCUCUACGCUCUUCAUCUGAUGAAAGGAGCCUACACCAUGCCCAGCCCUCUCUUCACUGUGGCCUUCGUGUCAGCGUCCUUCAUUCAGGUCCUCUCCUUGCUGUGCGUAGCUGACUGUAUGGUCCACUGCCUAUGGGGGAGGGGGAAAGACCCAGACAGCUACUCCAUACCCUACCUCACAGCUCUUGGAGAUCUACUAGGCACCGCUCUCCUCUCCCUGUCCUUCCUCUUGCUCUGGUGCACUGGGGACUCUGGACCAUUAUAAGCUCAGAGGAAUGUAUACGUUGGAAUGUGUGUGUGUGUGUGUGUGUGUGUGUGUGUGUCUGAAUGUGAGCCAGCAACAAAGUCAAGUUAUUGAGUUAUUAAGUUGUCAGGUCACCUGGAGGUAAUACCUUAUAUUGUCCACUAGGUGGCAGCAAAG
This is a messenger RNA of Doryrhamphus excisus (bluestripe pipefish), 3707 nucleotides long. The record is from RefSeq and is a predicted model, not a curated record. Lineage: Eukaryota; Metazoa; Chordata; Actinopteri; Syngnathiformes; Syngnathidae.